AUGCGCUCCUUCCUCUCAUUGUCAAUCGCUGCUCUGCUUCAGCUCGGAGCAGCAUUGCCAACCACCCACUCAUCCCAAUCCAACCACACCGAGAAAUAUGUAGACUGGCGGACCUUCACUGGUUACGGCGUGAACCUCGGUGGGUGGCUGAUACAAGAAUCCACCAUCGACACAGCAUGGUGGGCGAAAUAUUCCCACGGCGCAGCCGAUGAAUGGACCAUGUGCGCCAAGCUAGGGGCUGCCUGUGCAUCUGUCCUCGAAGCCCGGUACAAAACUUACAUCACACCCUCCGACAUCGAUACACUUGCCGAGGCAGGUGUCACUAUCCUCCGCAUCCCAACUACAUAUGCCGCCUGGAUCGAUCUACCCGGGUCUCAGCACUACCAUGGCAACCAGCAGAAGUACCUUCGCCGCAUUGCCCAGCAUGCCAUCACCAAGCACAAUAUGCAUGUCGUCAUCGAUAUCCAUAGUCUCCCUGCUGGCACCAAUGGACUUGAUAUCGGUGAAGCAGUCGGUCACUAUGGCUGGUAUUACAACAGCACAGCCUUGGACUGGAGUUUGAAGGCUGUGGAUGCCCUGGUGGAUUUCGUGGCCACCUCUCCAAACCCAUGGAGCUAUACCAUCGAGCCCAUCAACGAGCCAGUGGAUAACAGGGACUUUUCAACAUUCGGCACCCCAGCCGCCCUCUCCGACAAAGGCGCAAAAUGGCUAGUGAAAUACAUCCGUGCUGUCCUUGAUCGUGUGGAGAAGGUGGAUGCCCGCAUCCCAGUGAUGUUCCAGGGCAGUUUCAAGCCCGAGACCUACUGGAGUGGUUUCUUCGAGAAGGAGAGGAAUCUCGUUUUCGACGCCCAUCAUUAUUACUUCCAAUAUCCCAAUGCGACUUCUGUCAAUUUGCCUACUUUUAUCUGCAAGGAUGCCAAAGAUACAGAGGGGGAUGCAAAGUUCCCUGUCUUUGUUGGUGAGUGGUCGAUUGAAGCGGGUGGGAAUAACACCCUCGCAUUGCGUGGAGAGAAUCUUAGAGCUGGAAUUUCCGCCUGGGCUCAAUAUACGCAGGGUAGCACGUUCUGGACGGCCAAGUUCUCUAGCAAUGUCACUGCCGCGGGACAAGGCACGAAGGAUCAUUACUGGAACUUCUCCGAGUUUAUCCAGGCAGGUUAUCUGGAUGGGGAGGUUGUGACGAAGGAUUAUUGUUGA
Penicillium salamii is the source of this 1194-nucleotide messenger RNA. The record is from the annotation of a GenBank genome assembly. NCBI's taxonomy places the organism in Eukaryota, Fungi, Ascomycota, Eurotiomycetes, Eurotiales, Aspergillaceae.